Daucus carota subsp. sativus is the source of this 1429-nucleotide messenger RNA. Its product is annotated as plant UBX domain-containing protein 4. The record is from RefSeq and is a predicted model, not a curated record. The coding region runs from base 50 to 1255 and encodes 401 amino acids. Gene Ontology annotation, cellular component: nucleus; cytosol. The transcript is spliced from 4 exons. Gene Ontology annotation, biological process: membrane fusion; proteasome-mediated ubiquitin-dependent protein catabolic process; autophagosome assembly. Gene Ontology annotation, molecular function: ubiquitin binding. NCBI's taxonomy places the organism in Eukaryota, Viridiplantae, Streptophyta, Magnoliopsida, Apiales, Apiaceae.
UAUUCUUCACAGCAUCAGAACAAACAAAAAACAAGAAGAGGUUGCGAUAAUGGAGAACCAAACAGACCCUAGCAAUCCCCACGCCGAUCUCAUCAACACAUUCACGCAAAUCACUUCUUCUUCUCCGCAAGAAGCCAUCUUUUUCCUCGAAAGCCACAACUUCGAUCUCGACGCCGCCGUUUCUACUUUCUUCGAAACCUCCACCGCAGCUGCCGCCGACGGUGACGCCGCUAUUCCCGUCGCUGCCGAGCGAUCUGAGUCUCUGUCGCCGGAGUCGACGCCGUCCAGGUCUAGAUCGCCGUCGCCGCAGCCGCCUCUGCGGCCGCAAUCUGAUCGCGUUUAUAAUCUCCGUUCGAGGAGGCAGGGGAGUGAUAAGAAGGCUUCAGGGAGUCGUGGAGGGAGAAUUCACACUUUUUCUGAUCUUAAUAAGAAGGAUGGAGAUGAUUCGGAUAGCGAUGAGCAGCCUCAGGAGUACUUUACUGGUGGCGAGAAAAGUGGAAUGCUUGUGCAGGAUCCAUCGAAAGGCAAUGAUGUAGAUGCUUUAUUUGAUCAAGCUAGACAGGCAGGAGGUGUGGAAGGACACGGGGAUCACCUUCAGCCGUCUUCAAGUUCAAGAAGUUUUAGUGGAACAGCAAGACGUCUAACUGGAGAAACAAUUACAACUGCUCCUUCACAUCCUGAAACUGUCACGCAUACUAUCACUUUUUGGACAAAUGGGUUCACAAUAGAUGAUGGUCCUUUGCGGAGGAUUGAUGAUCCAGAAAAUGCAUCCUUCCUAGAGAGUAUCAGGAAGUCCGAGUGUCCACAAGAACUUGCGCCAGCUGAUCGUAGGACUGUUGUCCAUGUUAAUCUCGUGAAGAAGGAACAAGAAUGCCCUGUACAGAAGAAGCGACCCAAUUCAUUUCAGGGCCAGGGAAGAACUUUAGGUAGCAACGAUGAUGCAGUACCAGCAGAGACAACUGCUCCAAGCAAUUUGCAGAGUGCCCCACCACCAUCAAUGGGCUUAGUUGUGGAUCAGGCACUACCUUCUACCUCAAUUCAGCUCAGGUUGGCAGAUGGUACACGCAUGGUUUCGCGCUUUAAUUUUCAUCAUACAGUUAGAGAUAUCCGUGGCUUUAUUGAUGCAUCCAGACCUGCUGCGCCAAGAAGCUAUCAUCUGCAGACUGUGGGGUUCCCUCCGAAACAACUCACCAAUCUGGAGCAGACCAUUGAAGAGGCUGGUUUAGCCAAUUCUGUUGUCAUCCAGAAGCUCUAGAAAGCUUGGAUUAUUCUUUUGGUAGUUAAAACUUAUUUAUUACUUCUGCAUAUUCUAUACUAAAUUUUAAUCACUGUUUAAAACUUAUUAAUUACUGAUAUAUUCUUGCAAUGCUUUUUGGUCAUUGAAAUUUUUUGCUUAUGUUUAUCUAUGAUAUGAUAUUCUCUUUUGGUC